Peronospora matthiolae is the source of this 837-nucleotide messenger RNA. Lineage: Eukaryota; Oomycota; Peronosporomycetes; Peronosporales; Peronosporaceae. The record is from the annotation of a GenBank genome assembly.
AUGACCCAACAAGACCCCACUACCACCUCGGCGCCUGAAGCUGUGGCUCUGCCCGCGUGGCUGCGGUUCCUAACGCCAUACUACGUAUGUAAUGGUGUGACUCUUCUGAUGUAUGUACCCAUCCGGUACCAGCGAUCGGGUGACGCGCUCUCGGAGCGAGACAAUUUUUUCCAAAUACCAUUGGAAUACGAGAUUUUUCUGCUUGCACUGGGCUCGUGGCUGCUGAAUUUCCGCAAAAAAGCGACAGCAGAUGGUGUCCUGUCGCUCUUUUUCCUCUAUGGCAAACUCGCGGUCUUGGCUUCCCUCUACUAUCUCGAUAUCACGCUUUUUGCGUGGUACGCGGUGAUCUGCCUCGUACUGUUUGCAGCAGUGGGGCAGCCCAGGUACCAGGGUCCAUCCAAGAUAUCGGAGCUAGACCCAGCAAUGAUGGAGAAAGUGGUGAAAAGAUCAUCAGGUGCAAGAAAGAAAGGCCCGCCAAAUUCGUGGCUCGUCUUUUUUUACGCAGACUGGAGUGACUCGUGUGUAGAGCACGAGCCCAUGCUCGCUGACCUGUCACUGAGGUACUCGUCUGAUUCGCUGCAAUUCGGCAAGAUCGAUGUGAACAAAUGGUCCGAUCUGGGCGUGGAAAAUCGAAUCAGUGUGUCGACGUCGUCCUGGCAGCUACCGACGUUGAUUUUGUUUCAGAAUGGCGAGGAAGUCAUGCGUUUGCCGCAGAUUGAUGACAAAGGGAAGGUUAUCAAAACGGUCCUCGAUCGGGCGGGACUUGUUGCUGCCUUUAAGCUUCAAGAGCUGAAGGAGGGAAAAGCAGCUACGUUUGAGGCAAAAAAGACUAGCUAA